UCUUCAAUUGAAUUAGGCAUUAUUAGCAGUAGAAAAAACAAUUGACAAAAUAGCUUUUCAAUCUUUUGGAUUUUCCUAGAUUCCUAGACCAUGGUCCAUAAGAUAUCUAGUACAACUUUAUAACUUCUUUGAAACGGGUACUAGAAUCCAAAACGUCCGUAGUAUAAGCAUGAAUUAUAGGAACAGUUGGAGAAGAAUUACUAGCCCUACAAACAAGUCGUAGCCCAUUUGCAAAUUGAAAACCUAGUCAUGUAUAGUUUAUUUACAUGCUCUCUUUCCCUUUGCUGCUAAGAGAAAACAUGUCAACCCCAAAUCCAGUAGUGUGGAGCAGAGAGGAAGAGAGAGCCUUUGAGAAUGCCAUUGCCGUGCUGCAUUCUAUCGAUGACUCGAAAGAGCAAUGGUAAAAAAUUGCUUCAAUGGUUCCAAAUAAAACCAUUGACGAGCUGAAGCAACAUUACCAAUUGUUAGUGGAUGAUGUUACAGCCAUUGAAUAUGGCUAUGUUCCAAUCCCAAAUUAUACUGUAGAGGAAAAUAGCUAUGGCUAUUCUAGAGUUUCGAGGGAUGAUUGGCAGUCCAAUGGGAAUGAGUUUGCAGAGACAGCCCAAUGCCCAGAGAGAAGAAAAGGGACACCAUGGACUAAAGAAGAGCACAGGUUAUUUUUGCUUGGCUUAGAGACGUAUGGGAAAGGCGAUUGGAGAAGCAUUUCAAGGAACAUUGUGAUAUCAAGGACGCCAUCUCAAGUGGCCACUCAUGCUCAAAAGUACUUUAACCGUUUGAAGAAAAACCAGCAUCCAUGACAUUAUUUAGCUAGUCUAGAUUUUGUUACAAUUUGAAGGAGAGUUUUGGAGUAACUGGUAAAGUUGCUGCCAUGUGACUAGAAGGUUACGGGUUCAAGCCUUGGAAACAGCCUCUAGCAUAAAUGCAAGGUAAGGCUGCGUACGAUACACCCUUGUGGUGGGGCCCUUCCACGGUAGCUUUAGUGCACCGGACUGCACUUUUUUUUUUUUUUUUUGUAAAAGAUUUUGUUACAAUUUAUGAUUGGAUUUUAUCUUCUUUAUUUAGUACUGUAAUAUCAGAAAUUUAAUGUUUUUGUAGCAUAAAAUUGAAGACCAUAUAACUUAGAAGGUAUUCAAACUUAGGCUUGACAGGCUUCCUAUUACUUUUAGCUCAUAUUUAACAUGCUAUCAAUCUAAACAAUCAAAAUUUUGCUUGCCUCAAGCAUGUUUAGGACCCACUUAUUUCUAUCCAAAGUAGAUGGGUU
This is a messenger RNA of Capsicum annuum, 1261 nucleotides long. RefSeq names its product transcription factor SRM1-like. Bases 417 to 797 code for a protein of 126 amino acids. The record is from RefSeq and is a predicted model, not a curated record. Gene Ontology annotation, molecular function: DNA binding. The transcript has 2 exons. Lineage: Eukaryota; Viridiplantae; Streptophyta; Magnoliopsida; Solanales; Solanaceae.